CCAGCAGUAUCUGUUGGAAAUGUUGGUCAACUUGCAAUAGAUCUGAUUAUUUCUACACUGAAUAUGUCUAAGAUUGGUUACUUCUAUACCGAUUGUCUUGUGCCAAUGGUUGGGAACAAUCCAUAUGCGACUGCAGAAGAAAAUUCAACAGAACUCAGUAUAAAUACUGAAGUAUAUUCUUUGCCUUCAAGGAAGCUAGUGGCUCUUCAGUUAAGAUCCAUUUUUAUUAAGUAUAAAUCAAAGCCAUUCUGUGAAAAACUGCUUUCCUGGGUGAAAAGUAGUAGCUUCGCCAGAGUUGUUGUUCUUUCCAGCAGUCAUUCCUAUCACCGUAAUGAUCUACAGCUUCGUAGUACUCCUUUCCGAUACCUACUUACACCUUCCAUGCAAAAAAGUGUUCAAAAUAAAAUAAAGAGUCUUAACUGGCAAGAAAUGGAAAAAAGCCCAUGCAUUCCUGAAAUAAGUGAUUCUGAGCUUUGUGUUCGUAUUCCUGGAGGAGGAAUCACAAAAGCACUCUAUGAUGAAAGCUGUUCAAAAGAAAUCCAAAUGGCGGUUCUGCUGAAAUUUGUGUCAGAAGGGGACAAUAUCCCAGAUGCAUUAGGUCUUGUUGAAUAUCUUAAUGAAUGGCUUCAGAUAAUCAAACCAUGUAGUGAUGACCCUACAGCAUCUGCCUUGCCAUGGAAAAUACCAAGCUCUUGGAGGUUACUCUUUGGCAGUGGUCUGCCCCCUGCACUUUUCUGAUCAGUUUUCCGUUUUAGACUUACAUCCCAACAUUCUGUACACAAUAUUACCGACAUUCUAUGUGAAAGUCUAUAUUAUUCGAGAAUGUAUUAGGAAAUAAAUAUUUACUUUUCACAGUCUUAAAGAAAAAGGAUUAACCAAAGGUCAUUUUGCCAUGCUUUUUAUGAUAUACAAUAAAUGUAAAUUUGUACAGCAGAACUUUGU
Molecule: messenger RNA, 942 nt
Organism: Tupaia belangeri chinensis (Chinese tree shrew)
Lineage: Eukaryota; Metazoa; Chordata; Mammalia; Scandentia; Tupaiidae
Gene: PSMG2
Product: proteasome assembly chaperone 2
Biological process (GO): proteasome assembly
Cellular component (GO): cytosol; nucleus
Source: RefSeq, a predicted model, not a curated record